AUGGCUCACGUAUUAUCCAGUCUAAGACAGAAGAAGCCACUGUCUGGUCUCUUGGUUAUCUCCUUACUCUAUGCGAUCUACAAAGCAAGAAGCCAAAUUAAUACUAUCAAAAAGGACACUCAUGGCUCAAAUACAGCAACAAAAAAGAAGUACAAGAAAGUAGGUGUCAACGCCGAGUUCCUUGAACAAAUGAAGAAACUAUUUCCUAUUUGCGUACCAGGUCUCUUUUCAAAGGAGUCUGGUUUACUGUUUGUACUUGCUACAGUACUGAUUGCAAGAACUUGGCUUGAUAUUUGGUUUUCGGGCUUCAACGGUCAAGUAGUGAAAGCUAUUGUUUCAAGAGACCGUAAAGAAUUCAUUGCGAGAGCUAUUGUUGAAUUUGGUUUGAUGAUGUGGCCAAUGAGUAUCGUCAAUAAUUCACUCAAACUAACUAUCAACGCACUUGCACUUUCCUUCCGCCAACGUUUGACUAAGCAUGCACACGAUCAAUAUCUGGACGGUAUCACCUUUUACAAGAUUGCCAAUUUGGACAAUAGACUUCAGAAUGCAGAUCAACUCUUGACUCAAGAUAUUGAUAAAUUCUCUGAAAACCUGUCUCAUCUUUAUUCUGAUAUUGCAAAACCUGUUGUAGAUAUCUUUUUGUUUGCUUAUAAAUUAGGUGAAGCCAUUGGUAAUGAAGCACCCUUCUUUAUGAUUGCUUACUUUAUCGCUUCGGGUGUCUUGCUCCGAACAUUCUCUCCUCCAUUCGGUCGAUAUACUGCAACAGAGCAGAAAUUAGAAGGCGAUUUCCGUUUUGCACAUUCUCGUAUUAUUACACAUUCAGAAGAAAUUGCAUUUUAUCGUGGUGGAGAAAGAGAAAAGGAAGUGGUUAACAGUACAUUUGAAAAGAUUUCCAACCAUGUUCGAAAAGUAUACACCCUUCGCUUCCUCAACGGCAUCUUUGAUUCAGUGCUUGUGAAAUACUGUGCAACAAUGACUGCCUAUUAUUUAUUAGCCAGACCUGUAUUUGACCCUCGCUAUGCUACCAAAUACAUGGGUGCCGAUCAUGACCCUACCAAGCUCAUGGAGGAUUACUCCAGAAACUCAAGUUACUUGAUUAAUCUGUCUCAAGCAGUGGGCCGACUUAUUUUGACUGGCAGAGAUUUAACUCGUUUUGCAGGUUAUACGUCCCGUGUUGCAGAGCUAUUUGACGUCUUGACUGAUGUGCGUCAAGGUAAAUAUAAGCGUACGAUGAUGUCAAAUGAAGAAGGCAGUGCAGGCAAGAACAAAAUCGUAGACACCACCAAUACAAAGGGCAAAGUUCUCAUUCGUGACGGUGUGAUCGUGUUUGAUAAUGUACCUAUUGUCACUCCCAACAGUGACAUCCUCGUCAAGGAUCUGUCGUUCAAGGUGAGCACAGGCAUGAACUGCUUGAUUUCUGGCCCAAACGGAUGUGGUAAAAGUUCGCUCUUCCGUAUCUUGGGCGAUUUAUGGCCCUUGUUUGGCGGAAGUGUGACAAAGCCUGAAGCUAGUAAACUGUUUUAUGUGCCUCAAAAGCCAUAUCUUCCUCUGGGAACAUUCAGGGAUCAAGUCAUUUAUCCUGACACGCAAAAGGAAGCAUUUGCCAAGGGUUACAAUGAUGAGGAACUGAUGAAAUUGUUGGAUACGGUUCAUCUCGGUUACUUAGUCGAAAGAGAAGGAGGAUGGGAUGCAGUUCACGAUUGGGCCGAUGUCUUGUCCGGAGGUGAAAAGCAACGAGUGGCCAUGGCUCGUUUGUUCUACCAUAAGCCACAAUUCGCUAUUCUUGAUGAAUGUACAAGUGCAGUCAGUGUAGAUAUUGAAGCAUUGAUGUACGAGCAUGCUCGUAAAGUCGGUAUUACACUCUUUACAGUGUCACACAGAACCUCUUUGAUUCGUCACCAUGAAUAUCUAUUACGCUUUGAUGGAGAGGGCCAUUAUGAAUUUAGAGAAAUGGACCCUGAAGAUAUAAACUCUGCUUUUGGCUUUGGUCACGGUAAAUCCAAGCCUCAAGAAAAACUACAAGACAAUGCUGAAGAAGAAGAAGAGUAG
Rhizopus microsporus ATCC 52813 is the source of this 2049-nucleotide messenger RNA. RefSeq lists its product as uncharacterized. Gene Ontology annotation, molecular function: ABC-type transporter activity; ATP hydrolysis activity; long-chain fatty acid transmembrane transporter activity. The transcript has 16 exons. Gene Ontology annotation, cellular component: peroxisomal membrane. The record is from RefSeq and is a predicted model, not a curated record. The coding region runs from base 1 to 2049 and encodes 682 amino acids. Gene Ontology annotation, biological process: peroxisome organization; very long-chain fatty acid catabolic process; fatty acid beta-oxidation. Lineage: Eukaryota; Fungi; Mucoromycota; Mucoromycetes; Mucorales; Rhizopodaceae.